Molecule: messenger RNA, 6486 nt
Organism: Galleria mellonella (greater wax moth)
Lineage: Eukaryota; Metazoa; Arthropoda; Insecta; Lepidoptera; Pyralidae
Product: N(G),N(G)-dimethylarginine dimethylaminohydrolase 1
Exons: 6
Coding region: 213-1013 (266 amino acids)
Biological process (GO): arginine metabolic process; positive regulation of nitric oxide biosynthetic process
Molecular function (GO): dimethylargininase activity; amino acid binding
Source: RefSeq, a predicted model, not a curated record
UCCUCUGAAGUCUCAGUGUCUUAUUAUUGUCAGUUCAUUAGGUGUAUUAACGGUAUAUAAUGUCAUUUUAUUUUUCCUUAGAUUGCAUCUAAAUUAUUCUAAAUUUAUCACCUAUCAGUGCAUGUGAAAUACUUUUACAAAAUAGACCGGGCUUUGGUUAUAUGAGUGACAGAGGUGUUUAUUGAGAUAGGAAGAAUAAUUAUUGAAGGAUAAUGGAUUUUAAAAUGCAUGAAUAUACUCAUGCAAUAGUUGGAAAAGUGACACCAGUGUUGAGACUCACAGACAAAGCUAAUUUGAAUGAUGCCCGGCGGCAACAUGAUUGCUAUUCGAGACUCUUGAGAGAAUUAAAUGUUGAAGUGAUAGAAGUGGACAUUGGGGGCACUUUUCCAGAGAAUGUCUUUCUAGAAGAUGUUGCUAUAAUAUGCCAUGGUAUAGCAUUGCUGCCAAAGCCAUCUACUACAGCUGAUGAGCUAAAAACGAAAGCAAUAAAGGAAGUCCUGCGAAAAGAUCUAGGGCAGACAAUAAUUGAAAUAAGUGAUCCAGAUGCUAAGAUAAUGGGGUCUGAUGUGUUGUUCACUGGUCGCGAAUUCUUCGUUGGCAUUUGCGAAACGAGUAAUGAAGCUGGAGCAAGUGCAGUUGCAGAAGCUUUUCCUGAAUUUCCCUGCACUCCUAUCAAGGUCUCCAAAGGAGCACAGCAUUUGAAAAAGUACAUAACAGUAGCGGGACCAGAUAUAUUGUGUGUAGGUGCCAGUAAGGAAGCUAAGGAAAUGUUAAAGAGAAUGGAGAGAGAAGCCACGUUUUCGUAUCAAACAUUGUCUGUCACGGAAGACGAGGCUGCUAAUUGUCUUUAUAUCAAUGGGACUUUAAUACAUAGGGCUAUAGAAGAAAUUCCAGAGUCCUUCAAGGUGUUCUGUGAAAAAAUUGAUUUUGCUAGAAGAUCCAUUUGUUUCUCCGAGUUGGCCAAUAUAUCCACUGGCCUCAGUGCGUGCAGCUUGCUCGUCAGGAAAUCGUAAUUUUUUUUUCAAUCAGCGCACUGAUUUGUUAAGGGCAAAAGUAAAAUGCUAAUGUGUUCAAGAUUAUAAAAACCAAUGGUUAUUUAAUAUUGUUAUAAUAAACGCAAGGGUAUAUAGCAAUGUAAAAUGUUAUCAGGUGUAGAUUGUAUUUGUAUUGUAAUCUGCGAGAUUGAGGCUGUGGCAGGCUCGCCUCCUGCCACAUGGGAUAUGAAUAAGCUCGGCAGAAUGAUUUUGCGGUUUAUUGCAUAUUUGAAGAUCUGUAAUGAUAAGUAUAAGUUUGUGAAAUCGAGAACAUGAUAUUUUAAUAUAUAGAAACGUCAUCCGUACAUUAAUAGGAUUAUAUAUGAACAUUAUAAAAGCAUAAUUUUCUGUCAGUACAUAAACAAUACAUACUUAUUAAUUUUAUUUGUAUACAAUAAAAUGUGCAAUGCCCAAUAUAAAUAUUUAUAGGCGCAACAUUUCGUUAACAUUUUAGUAAUGACAUCUUUUACAGUAACUAAAAUGUACCUAUUAAUUUUAUACAAUAUGUACAAAAUUAUCUAUGAUUAUAGAUGAUACUUUUUGAUGUUUGUUGGAUCAAUAAUAAUAGUCAAAGUAUAGGCAAUAAACACACAUGGAGAAGUAAAACACCAUUUUGGUAAACUGGGAAUAAGAUCCUACUAUAUGAUUCUCAAGUUAAGCGGAACAAGAAACUGUUAUAUAAAUAAAUUUUUUAUAGAGACUCGGCUGUCUCGAUUGGACCGAAUCCAUGUAGUUUAACGGCAAACACCAAUAUUUGUGGCUUUUUAAGUAUUCUAUUAAAUAUUCGUGAUUGUUAACACCAUUAAGAAUGAGAUUGUGUUAUGAUCGCUUCGCGUAGUUGACAAAUGAAUGUCGGUGUCGCAUAUCCAUUAAAAAAUGUUGCCAAAUUACACUUUUGGUGUUUGCAUUUUGGAAAAAGUUAUUUUGCAAAUGUCAGUAUUUUUCUCUUUAAAUAAUACAUUGCAUAUCGUUGUAGCAUGCAUUUAAUUAUAUAGUUAUCAUAGACGUACUCGUAGGUAAGCCUUUAAAGUAGCUUUAUUUCAAAUUUCACAAAAUUAGGACAGAUUUUAAUUUGUUCAGUCGUAUUCUGUUUCAAUUUUAGUAUGCGAUAUAUUUACAAUAUAAUGAAAUGCAGUGAGCGAAAUCAUUACAGUAUGACUGAAAUUGUUUUUAUUUCGUAUUCCUCAUAAUAGUUAUUAUUCAAAAAUAGGUUAGUUUUAAAGAUAAAAUGUUAAAAUUAUUUUAUGUAAAUGUUGAUAACAUUUAUAGCACUUAAAUUUUCAUGCAUGCUUGCUGAGCGCACGUUUUUAAUAUAUUGUUGUUCAAACCAUUAAUUUUCAGAUCUUUGUCUUUGUGGUGUCAUAGUUCUUAAUAUAUGGAUCGAUAUCAGUUUUAUAAUUCCAUUUAAAUAUUAUGAGAUCAUAUGUUGGGGGUUUUACAAUUUUGAAUAGUGUAUAAGUACAUAGGAGGAUAAAAUAAUUCGUAUUUGCAAUACAUAUUAUCCAACAUGGUUAUCCCAGUUUGAAGAGUGGCCAGAAAAGUAAAGUCAAACGUAGACCAUUCUGUGCAUUCUCUUCAAAUUCAUAAUUUUAGAAUACUGUUACAAAUGUCAAAUAAAAGCAUUUUAUACUCCUUUGUGAUAUAUUUUCGCUUUCAAUGUAACCAAUAAAGUUGGUCUCAAUGCGGAGCAGGGUGUGACUAUAUUAUGUCGUUAACUAUAUUUUUGAACAUGUCGAAAUAAAAAUCCUCGACUGCAUUAUUUUAAAUUCCAAUGGUGUGUGAUAAACAACGCACAUCGCCGCCAUGUGUUAUUCUUUUCAAGCGUUACCCUAGUAAUCUUCAUCGUGUUUGGUUUUACACCUCAUAAUGUGAUACCCCGCCCCACUCUUCUUUCUCAGUGACAUUUUACGGGCCUAUUAAUGAAGUGAUUUGUAUUUCAAGUCUUCCCUAUCGUUUAUUAUCACGAUACAAGCACGGAUUAUACAUUUAUUAUCAUGAUAUAAGCAUGGACUAUAGUUUAAGUAUAAUAAUGUGCAAAUUUUGCAUGCAUCACGCAUGCAUUUGAACCAGUCUAUCUCAAAUAUAUACCUCUCUUUCCAUUCCCUAAGUUUGAAGACUGAAAUAGUAGAAAUAGUAAUGGCACAAUUUUAUUACCUAAUAUAACUUAUUACUUAAUAUUACUAUUCAUCUUAUUAGUUUAUCUAGUCUUUUUCAACCGUUUUGACAGAAUUAUUAGCAUUUUUAAAUGUAACAUUUUUCUAAUGGCUUUUUUAAAAAAUGGCAUAUCAUACAGCGCCACCUAGUUACAAAUUAAACAGAGUUUGUACUAUGGGUACUAGACUGGAUAGAGUAAUUUUGCAUUUUUCUUAUUUACCAAUAAUUAGAUUUAAAUGACUUCAUGCAUGUGUAUGUACCUUUUUGAAUUUUGAGCAUUCCUUUUAGUAUGUAGUUUCCAAAUAUCAUUCUUUUGCAUUUAUUUCUAAAAAAGUUCUUUCAUUAUAUACAUAGAAUUAAGUGUAUUACGACCAUGUUUUAUAGAUACUAAAAUAAUAAUCUAGUAAAUCUCAAAUAAUUUGAAAUGAAUUAAUAUACCUUUGGAAUAAUUAUGUUAUUUCCUAUUUAGAAACAAUGUUUCAUUACAAAAUUAAAGAUUUGUUGAUUAUUAUUGAAACAUAUAAAUAUAAACGCUAAAUUAUUAUAAUAUACUGUUAAAAUACGAACAGUUGUGACAAAAAUAAUAUAUUUGAAAUUAUUUAUAAUAAAUGUUGGAUAACGAUGUCCCCCCCACUAAGACGUUAGUCUCUUUCUCAUAUUGUGAUUUACUAUUAUACUUUACUCCUUUAUUAGUUAGUACUUUUAAUUUAUUAAAUUAUGAUGCACAAAACAAGGAACUAAGUUCUCUAUAAGUAUUAUAUUCUGUAGUUUGAAUAGUAUUUAAAUCAGGUAAAGAAGAUAAUGAGGUUUUUUUUGUAGCGCCAUUCUCUAAUCUUCUAAAAUUAAAUUUACAAUUUGCUAUCACUGUAAAAUAUAAGGACUAAUAUAUUCGAAAUUCCUAAUGGAUUUUGGUCAAAAUUAUUAUAAAUUUAGUUCGUAAAGGGCCAUACAAUAAUACUUUUGUAAAACUAUUAAAUUAAAAUUUUGGUUUAAGAGACAGGUCGUGAGAAAUGGCACCACAGAAUCGACCCCGUAGUUAAUAACAAUAUAUAUUGUGUAAUAAUUUAUAAUAGAUUAUUUAUUACUCUAUAUACAUAAUUAUUUAUUAGAACUAUUAUUAAUAUUUUGUGAAGUAAUACGUGUAUACGUGGUAGUAUUUGUAUAUCUUAUAAAUGUACUUGAUAUGAAUAAGAAUCCAGUAUAUUUUCUCAAAUGUCUAUAGGAGCAAUAGCAAUAUUUAAAACUAAAAAUGUAUUCUUUACAUAUUGUAGAUUAAAACUAAAAUUAUGUAUCAGAAUGUAACGUGUCGUCGCUAGUGAUUAAAAUGUGUCACAUUGAUACUUAAAAAACUGAGGGGAAUUUUGUAUGAUGUUAUAGCUUGAACAUUUAAUAGUUUUUUUUUUUUUUAUAUUUGUUAUUGAAAAUAGACAUUUGAAGUGAUAAAUUUUAAUUUAAUAAAAAUAUUCUUAAAUGAUUUGUUAUUUAUAAUUUUUUUUUCUUUUACGUUAUUUUAAUGUUAGUAUUUAAAAUUACGAAUAUAUGAGCUGUAAAUACCAGUUUAAUCUAAUUUCAUUCAGCAUGUUAUAUAGAGUAAGCAGCACCCAAUUUUUUUUUCGUUAUAUCAACGCACAAUUCAAUUUUGAACUAGAAGAUAAUUAAUUAACGUACAUUCAUAUUUCUCAUUUAACGUCGGUAUACAGUAAAAAAGCGAAAGUACAGAAGAUUGUGUGCUGUCGAAAUCGCGAGAUUUUAUUUCGAUGUUGAUAAAAAAAUUAAGUACUCGCACUGAACAUUAAGAUACUACACUACAGGUAAUAAUGUGAUGGUUUUUUUUUAAAUCAAAAUAUAAGUUGAUUUUUAAUUUUGUCUGCUACAUUUGAUAAUUUAUUGACGUUGCGCAAUUCAUAUCCGAUUACAGGGAUAUGCUAUUUUACAUGUAUAUCGAAUUUUAUUAAGUACAUAUAAUAUAUUUGCAGGAUUCCAAGAACUAAUAAUUUUCCAGUUAAUAACUAUUGCAUUUUUUAUUACCUAAUUUUUAUCAUGCUUCUUAUAAUACAGCGUAAUUAUAUCAGUGAUUUGGUUGCAAUAUUAUAUUUAUAUAAAUCAUGAACCGUUUUUAUUGAUAAUUAUCUGGGGAAUGCCAUAUUGUAUGGACCGCUAUAUAUACCUUUUAUGUAUAAAAAUUAAAAGCUUUAAGCCUACUUUAACUAUUAGUAUUUUGUCACCUUAUCAAAUUUAAAAAUUUUGCAAAAGAAAACUAAUACAAUAGUUAAAAUAGGUUUAUAAAACAUUUUACUUUUUGUUUAUAAGGUAAUCGAAUUUUAAAUUAUAAAUUUAUUUUUUAUAAGCAGUAGCUUAAUAAUUAUGUCACAUAAUAAUUACUCCUCUUCAUUAUGUAAUUUUAUAUUAAUUAUUUAAUGAAAUUAAUUAAAGAACGAAAAUGAUCUGACCGUCUAGUUUCUUAUAUUUGUAUUUUAAAUAUUAUAUUCAAAGUAUUUGGCACUAAUUGCUUAUGAAGCUAACGUGUUUUACACAUAUGAAUUUAUGCACAUUUUAUCUUUUAAUAGCAUUCCCUUACUAAUAGUAUUAUUAAUUGUAUAAUUUUAAAUAUGCUAUCAUCUAGAGGAAUAUUUGAGAGUGUUCAUACCGGUACAUGAAAAUGCAACUUAUUUUAUGAUUAAUAAUUUAGUUCGCAAUUAGAUCGCUUUUUAAAUAAUCAGAAAUAUUGAUAAUUGUUCAAUUGUUUCUUAAAAUAGGCUAAUGAUUUUGACAUUGCCAAGCUUCGGUAAGCUUCGGUAUGAAUCCUUUUAAAGUGAUUUGUUAUAUUUCAUGUUAUUUUUCUGAGGUCUUUAAUAAAGGUGUGAUGACUAGUACUUUAAUAAUUAAGAUGUUGUUUAUAUGAUUUCAAACCGAUUAUAUUUAAUUAAGAUUUAAUUGAAUCUAAAGGAAAAAAUGGAUAUUGUAAUCCUACUGAAAAGCUUUUUGCUAUCAGCGUUAGUUAGUCUAUAAUACUGUAGAUGGCGCCUGUCUGGUCGUUACAUUAUAAAGGAGAUUAAAAACUUUGUUAACUAGUAGUUAGUACUUAGAGUAACGUAUCUAACUCAUUCAGAACGGAUCGUCAUUUACAUUUUGUCUUAAAACAGUUUGAAUGAAAGUAUUUCACGAUUUCUAUAAGACCUCAGAAUUAGAAUCUCGUGUAUCUACUUAUAUUAAGGAUGGAAUCUCAUUUUACUCGAUGUAUCUUUACCCCUAAAACGUAUAUUUAUGGUAGUAAAAAUAAAUGAUCGUAUAAAUACAA